This is a messenger RNA of Mytilus californianus (California mussel), 2425 nucleotides long. RefSeq lists its product as uncharacterized. The transcript is spliced from 5 exons. The record is from RefSeq and is a predicted model, not a curated record. Gene Ontology annotation, molecular function: protein binding. NCBI's taxonomy places the organism in Eukaryota, Metazoa, Mollusca, Bivalvia, Mytilida, Mytilidae. The coding region runs from base 931 to 1860 and encodes 309 amino acids.
CCCACACAUAUACAUUUGUUUUGGAAUGAACCAAUGUACAGAAACUGCAAUAUAUUCGUUUGAUCAUCAAUGUUCUUAAUGUGAAUGAUGGACAGAGAAGACCGUAGACGUUUCUUUGUAAUUGGGUCGGUGUUUCUAGAAGUUGUUACUCCUGUGUUUAGACGUCAACUAGAGAACAACUAUACUAAAGUUGGAUAUAGAUGUCUGCAAGAUUUCCUAAACAACCAACCAGUAGUUCACACCUUGUUCCAUUUAAAUCACAGAUAUACAUGGUACUGCUGUGUAGAUAGCCAAAACUGUAUUGGCAGACAAAAACUUCCUCUAAAUAACUACCAAUGGGACCUGUUGUAUACAGAGAAUCCUGGACCUGGUAAACACCACUGUCACUGUAAAUAUACAGCUAAACCUGUCCUACUCGAUGACCUUGAUAUCACCUUGAUGGGACUUGUCCUUGUCAACUGCUUCACUCUUGGUCCAGCUGAAGCGCAGGCAGUCAGGUCUCUCAGGCAUUACAAGAAUGAUUACCUUAGCCAUAACACAAAUAGUGGUAUACCUGAGCCAAAGUACAAUUCACUGUGGCCAGAUCUUACAUAUCAUGUCCUUCAGCUUGACCCCACCAGACAGAGUGACCUUGAUGAAAUGAAGAACAGACCUCUUGAUGAACAACUUUGUAAACAAUACUACAUACACCUUUUAGAUCUCAAUAAGAGAUUUGAAGAGAUUGGAGUUUACCUCAAAGAGACGAAUACUUCUGUACAAGGGAUAAGAAAGGAUGUCCACGGGAUAAGUACAUCCUAACAAAGUAUUGGAUGGAAUGUUCGUGGCAUAGGUGGAUCAGUACAAGCGGUAAACACAACCCUACAAGGCAUAGAAAGAGCAGUGCAAGGAGGAAACACUACCUUACAAGGCAUAGAUGGAUCAGUACAAGGGAUGAACACUUCCCUACAAGAAAUAAACUCAUUUAUCCAGACAGCUGUACAAGGAAUACCUCUGAUAGAUGAUGCAUUACAGAAACUCCUCUACUAUGCUGAAAAAGGAGCAACCUGUACAUGCAAAGGACAAAAUCCUGAUACCAAUGGACAAGAAAGAAAAUCCUACAAUCUAGGACAAGAUGUAUUCUAUCAAUAUCUUCAAUUUACUACAGCACCUUUAAGCGAUUCUUCCCCUGGUGACAUUGUUGUGAUAACAGAUGAUGGACAUGUGGCCUGUUUAAAUCAUGUUAAUGCUUCAAUGAAGAUUUAUGAUACAGAUGGUUCACAUGUUGGUACAAUACCACUAGAGAGGGAGUCAUGGGAUAUGACUGUUGUCAACAACUCUGCAGUAGCUGUUACACUGCCUGACUUUUGCUGUAUAGACAUAUUUGAUAUACACAAUGAACAGAUAGUGAAAUCAAUACAAUUAACAACAAUGUGCUUUGGCAUUACAACUUUAAAGAACACUUUAGUAGUAGGCUGUGAUAGAAGAACGUUGAUAAUUGAUCCUCAGACAACGAAGGUAGAGAACACCAUUGAUACUGGUGAUUAUAGUCCUACCAGACUGUGUUGUUUUAAUGGUGAUAUAUUUUACACAGUUGGUACUCAAUGUCACGACCUGUUCCAUUACAGUCACUUUAAUAAGAAUAUUUCCAAAGUACAGUUACCAUCAAGAUCAUUGAGUAUGACCACACUACAAGAUGGCAGUGUUUAUGUGAUAUGUGACGAUAGUUCAGUACAACAUGUGUCAUCUGAUGGAAAGAAAUAUAAAAGAGUUACUACAAAGGGACUUAGAUCACUGGGAUCGACAGGUGGAAUAAAUUAUAAUCCUGAACAAAAGAAACUGGUCGUUACUGGAGACUCAAUUACAGUGUUUAAUGAAUACUAGUUGGGCCUGUGUGCAUAAAACAAAAGCCCUACUAAUUAAGCGCUGAUUGGUUAAUUCAAAGUUAGCUAUGAAUCUCAUUGGUUAAUUAGUAUGAUCUCGAAAAACAAUUAGUAAACGAGAAGCACAUGCGGCAGUGACUGGGAAACCCCAUUGCUGAUUGGUUAAAAACCUAGACAUGCGAGUAACUACUGACCAGCAUUCCAAAACGUAUUAUGUAUUAAUACUCUAUUUAAAUAAAAUAGUUCCAUUAAUUCAUAACACUGUCCCACCCAGAUCCUCCCUUAUUAUGCUAUUGAAUGUCAGGUGUACCAAUAACCAAUUUGCUAUAUCUUUGGUGCCCUGACCGAAUGCUGAAGAGUUACAGUGCAGAUAAAGGCACCUGAUUUACACUUAACAGAGUUCAGUAAAGGGACCAAGAAACGCCAGCUGGUUAUAGUACGUAUAAAGGAAUAAAGUAAACAGACACAGGUUCGGGAGAAAGAAUCACAGUUUAAUAUUUUCUUUGCAUAUCAAUAAAGCAAUAAACAUAUUUACAAAGAAAGCAAAAUCAAGUUGAAAAACUGUG